Messenger RNA from Solea solea (common sole), 1983 nucleotides. Its product is annotated as leucine-rich repeat-containing protein 74A. The transcript is spliced from 13 exons. Lineage: Eukaryota; Metazoa; Chordata; Actinopteri; Pleuronectiformes; Soleidae. Gene Ontology annotation, molecular function: calcium ion binding; protein binding. The record is from RefSeq and is a predicted model, not a curated record. The coding region runs from base 29 to 1963 and encodes 644 amino acids.
AAGCCACAUACUCUGACGGCUGACUGCAAUGUCCACAAUAUCUUUUGAGUCUCUCUGCCUAAAAGACGAUGACUGUCCUCCUUCCCCAAGACAAGCCCAAAGAGAGGAGGACACGUUUGACACAGACUUGGAGUCUGAUGAGGAAGACGAGGGCACGAUGGACGCAUCUGUAGCUGAAGUGUACUUGCAGGCCUGCAGGCUUGUGGGUGUGGUACCGGUCUCCUACUUUAUACGAAACCUUGACUCGACAACCAUGAGCCUCACCCACCAUGGACUGGGACCUUUGGGAUGCAAGGCACUUGCCAUUGCUUUGGUGAAUGACAUGAAUAUCAACAAUCUGGAGCUGGCAAACAACCACAUUCAAGCUGAAGGGACCAAAUACCUUGUGGAAAUGUUGAGGGCCAAUUUCACCAUUCAGCACCUGGAUUUGUCCACCAACAAUCUGCAGUCUGCAGGAGCUGAGCAUGUGGCUAAAAUGUUGCUGGGCAACAUUUCCUUAAAAUCAAUCAAACUUUCCGGUAAUGGAUUUACGGACGAUGAUGCUAAAUAUUUUGCAGAGUCCUUCUCCAGCAAUUCCAGAAUAAAGGAGCUUGACCUGAGCCACAAUGAAUUUUGUGGAAAAGGAGGGGAACAUUUGGGACAAAUGUUGGCGAACAAUGAAGCUCUGGAGGUGCUGGACCUGAGCUGGAAUCAUCUUAGAAUGAAAGGAGCUGUAGCUCUAUGUGCAGGACUCAAAGUGAAUGUGAUGUUAAAACACCUCGACUUAUCUUGGAAUGGCUUUGGGAACGAGGGCGCCCUGGCCAUGGGAGAGGCCCUGAAAUUCAACAACACUCUGGUUCACCUCAACCUCAACAACAACCGCAUCACUGACGAGGGAGUCAGCAUGUUGUGCAGAGGUCUCGAGUUCAACGACACGCUCCGAGCUCUCAUGCUGGCAUAUAAUUCUAUAACAGUAGAGGGAGCACUGGCCUUGGUUAAAGUGGUGAAGAACACACCUAAAACUGCCUUGGAGGAAAUAAACAUGUGUAAUGUGCUGGUAAAUGAGAACUUUGUGCAGCUGCUGGAGGUGACGUGUCAGGAGCAUCCAGGUCUGGAUGUGCAGUACGGAGGGGUCGGGGGCUCCAUUGCGAAGAAGCCGCCAAAACGUGUCGACCCAAUGAAGGUCAUCCAGGAUUAUCUGGAUCAGCACAAGCUGCGUUUGUGGGAUUUCUUCCGGAACAUUGACAAAGACGGCACCAUGCGAGUCCCUGUCGCUGACUUUAGGAAGGCAGUGCAGCAAUCGAGCAUUCCUCUGGAUCGAUACCAGAUUGAGGAGCUGAUUCAGAGACUCGAUCGUGACAGGACAGGGAUGGUAGACUACAGGGGAUUGGCAGAUACAAGGAAACAGAUGAUGAGAGAUCACCGUCGGCAGCUAAGGAAGGUCGAGUCCCGUCAGAAGAAAGAGAAGCAGAAGAGCGACCGUAUCCUGAAGACCUUCCAGAAGGCUGUGGAGGCUGUAACACCUCAUGGUUCCAUGGUCAUUUCUCCUGGUGCGGCCAAAGACGACUCGAGUGGCCCGCAGCACUUUUCUGCCACCCCCCUCAGUUCAUGGCACCACAUUCUUAUGUCCAACAGCAGUCGUUAUUCUGUCACUAACCUGAGCAAUGAGCAUGUCCACCUGCCCAUGGUAGGCGGCACUGCGUCUUACUAUCCCACCAGUUCCCUGGCAAUGCAUUCCUACUCCCAACCCAACCUGCUGGAUGACUCUCUAAACUCUGCGCGGGGCAAGUCCAUCUCUGCUCAGGGUAUACGCUCUGAUCCGGAGAUGAGCCACAGCAAGUUGACCCCCACGGCGAACCACCUGACCCAGUCCAGGCCUGCUCUCAAUGCCAAGCAGCCUGAGGUCACUAAAACCAGGAAAGUGAAGAAAAAGAAAACUAAGAAACCAGUGGAAAAGGGCUCAAAGAAUCCCACGCAAAUGUAAAUAAUAUAUGGAAUGUUAUA